GCUCAACAACCGCUACUUCUUGAUGAGGUCGGGCCAGGGGGGCUCGGACAAGGAAGGCGUUGUCCAGUCCCACCCAAUCGACAAGCUCCACGUCGACAACCGCCUCACCGACCAGGGGGUGGAGGAGACGCAGCGGGCCGCGGGCGUGCUGCGGGCGCUGGGCGUGGCCGACGCCUUCAUCUGGGCCGACAUCUCCAGGGUGGACAUGGACACGGCUAGAAUCUUGGCCCAAGAGCUCGGCAUCCGCCAGGAGAGAGUUAUCCCCGAGUACGCGUUCCUCGAGCCCCGAGGGAUGGGAAUCUUUGACGGCAAGGAGGUGGCGACCGUUCUUCCCGAGGCUGAAGGCAAGGUUUACGAGAAGGAUGCGGUCAGCCUUACUUGGCGCCCUCCUCCCAACACCGACGGGACUCCGAACGAGAGCGUGGACGAUGUUUUUGUGCGCGUUCGACAGCUGCUAAGCAAGCUCGAGACGCAGUACCAAGGGGAAGACGUGAUCAUCGUAGCCCCCGACUCCGACUGCCUGUCCGUACUGCAGUCCUUCGUGCUAGGAGAAGACAUGGGCAAGCACAGCAAGUACUACCUCCGGCCUGGGGAGGGCCGCCAACUCCGCGUCUCCUUGGACACGGAGGUGGGGUACAAUGUCAGGAGGGAGGCCAAGGCGGGUAGCACCACCUCGGCGAGCAUUGGCGGUGGAGGCGUUGUCGGGGAGGGGGCGUGAUGGUGGACGAGGAGACUUGGGGGGGGGUGGGCGUUUGUAUUUGUGGUUGGCAUUGGCGUCGCCCCCCUACGGCUGUGCACAAGAGAGGCAGAGAAAGAGAGAGCAAGAGAGAGAGAGAGAGAGAGAGAGAGAGAGAGAGAGUAUGGAAGGCAUGAUUGUUGGGCACUGCAGGUCGACUCGGUGGCGACUCACUCGAGCGGAGAAACUACGUACGUACCUCAUCCGUUCAUGUGCAGCCGCUCACCAUUGUCAAGACAGCCUUCGUCUGUAGUACGGAGGACAGCUAGCAAGAGGGUUGUAUGGGAAGAUGUGUGCAUACCACGGAGUUGGAGAGUUUUUAUGGUGAUGUUUGGGUAAUAGAACUCCUACUGAAAGCAAUCUGCGAUUGUCUCGAACCACAGCACGUUGUAAAUAUUUUGCACGGGGGAGGUUGGUCGGGUACGGCUUCGUCGAUGAUGAUGCGAUGGGGUGGGUGGGUGGGGGUGUUGCCAUGGGUGUAGAGAUUUGGGCCCCGGUGCGCCGUGUUUGAAUGUUUUUGGCACAACGUUUGUUGGUCGCUGUGAAUCGUUGUGGACGGUGAUGAGGGUCAAGAGUUGCUUGCGUGCGAUGAGUAGAGAGGGAGGGAGCCGGUUGGUUGAGGGUUCUUGGCUGCCUACCCGAAGGAAGUUGCAAUGAAGGCAAGAGGCGAUGAUGAGUAGGUUGUUCGUAUCGUUGAUUGUUGAUUUUUCUCACCCGGAGAGAUCUUUUGGUGGGUGAUGGCAUACUAUUGCAUGGAGUAGAGUCAGUAGUGGUGGCCGUGCUCUUCACACUGUUCUCGUGCAGCACAGACCAUUAUCCGUAAUAUAUACGUGAUGAUGAGUUCGACCGUCUUCCCGUUCGGAAAGCCUUUCUUCUCUGUCUACAGGAGAAGACCCCAAGAUUGCGACCGCUAGACACCCUAGUCUUAUGCCUUGGAAUUGUGAUAUGCCAGUUGGUGCGCGUUGUAUGGCUAUCUAUUCUUUUGUACCAUCCUGAUGAGAAUGUGUGUGAUUUUAGGGGUGCGACAUGAGAAUGUAUCCCUGGCGAGCGUGUGCGGUUGGCUGUGCUCUACUGCACUAGUGUCUGUUGUGUGCCGCGCAUACAUUUUGGAGAGUGAAAGCGGGGAGAAGGGAGGACGGGGGCGCUCUACACCAGUAUAUUUAUUGAUUGCUUCUUGGGAUUCUAACAAUAAUGCAGGAUGCAGGACUGUUUUUUUUUU
Ectocarpus sp. CCAP 1310/34 is the source of this 1955-nucleotide messenger RNA. Lineage: Eukaryota; Phaeophyceae; Ectocarpales; Ectocarpaceae. The record is from the annotation of a GenBank genome assembly.